CUUCUCUUUCUUCUGCAUAUGCAUAGAAGAGCAACAGCGAUCGUAUCGCCCAUCCAAACCGCCCUUGCUAAUACGCCUCGCUCCAUUGGACCCAUCUCCUCACGCACAUCUACCAGCUCUAUCUGGUCGCUCAAUUGCCUACCUAAUACCGCUCUAUCGCACCAAAUCAGAUCACAUAGCGCUUUUGCGAAGAACGUCUACAUGGGCGACAACAUCGUCAACUUCUUUGCGGGUCAGCCGCCUCUCAACAGGAUCGCUUUCCAGAGGCAUGAGCUCGAAAAAGUCAAUCACCAUCUCCACAACCCCGAGACUCAAUUCUUCUUGUUCAAGGAUUUCAAGCCUCUUGUAAAGAAAGGAGAAGCUGCUCAGCCUCUAUACCUCAGGAAGGAUGAUGUGAAGGAUCUUAUCGGAGAAGGAUACCGAGGACCCUCCCCUGGAGCCACACUCGAGAUUUCCAAGAUUAGCGAGGUCACCCGUCUCUCCCUCCCCAACCUCAUCUUCCUCGGUAUCGACGACCGCCAAGACCCCACCACCAACAAGUCCUCCGCUGUCGACCACCUCAAUCCCAAAGGCACGCCCUACUUUGCCCUGGACGCCACGGGAACGAGCUUUGAUGAAGCUGCUUUGGGCGGGGAAUGGGGCGAUCCCAGAGCUAGCGGAAGUGCAUUCGGGGCGUGGGAUGCUGGAGUAUUUGCUGAGGCAAGAGCUUUGAUUGACUGGAAUGGAAGGAAUAAGUUCUGUCCCGCUUGCGGUUCCAAGACGUACUCUCUUUGGGCUGGAUGGAAGCGUAGCUGUAUAACCGCUCUCAAUCCUAUCGAAGGCCAAGAACCUUGCUUCUCCACCAAAGGUCUGCACAAUUUUGCAUACCCUCGAACGGACCCUGUCAUCAUCAUGGGUAUCUUGGACUCAACUGGGGAGCACAUGUUGCUUGGGAGGCAGAAGAGCUGGCCUAAGGGGAUGUACUCGUGUUUGGCCGGCUUUAUUGAGCCUGGAGAAUCAUUCGAAGACUCUGUGCGUAGAGAGGUGCUCGAGGAAGCUGGUAUCGAGGUCGGCCCUGUACGAUACUCUUCGAGUCAGCCUUGGCCUUUCCCUGCAAACUUGAUGGUCGGCUGUUUCGGGCGUGCUAAAGACGGGCAGACGAUCCGAUUUGAUCUCGAUAACGAGCUUGAAGAUGCCCAGUGGUUCCCUCGCUCAACCAUCCUCUCCGUCAUCUCCAACCACGGCUCCUCCAACUACACCCGUGACGACCACAAAAAACUCGAAGACAAGAGUGACGCCGACAAGGCUACCGCUGGCGCUCUCGCACCCUCUGAGAGGACACAGGAAGAUCUGGCGAAGAAGACGGAAGGGAAGGAUGUGACGGAGUUGACGAGGGUGCCGCCUGAGAGUGCUAUUGCUGGGGUUUUGAUUCGGCAGUGGGCGAAGGGAGGGUUGGAUCUUGUGAGCAAGUUGUAGGGUGACUCUUGUACGUGGACACGUGUGUUAGGCGGGUGUUGCGAUCAGGUAUAAAAUUGGUCUUUCUUCACAAAGAUGUGCCAUGGAGGUGAUGCAGCCUGAUGUUCCACUAUGGGCUUUGCCUAGGACUUCUCCCGAUGCCCGGGGUUAUUAUGGUCAACAUACUAGGGGUGGUGGAUGGGUGAGAUAGUUGACAUAACGGCAUGAUGAGAUACAGGCCUGCGACGCCUUCUAUGUGGAUGUGAUUCGUCAUCUCCUUUGGGCAUUCUUCACAUCCGCAUACUUGUCCUCCAUCCACAAGGGCAUUUUCGUUAGGGUCUUAUUCC
Cryptococcus amylolentus CBS 6039 is the source of this 1781-nucleotide messenger RNA. RefSeq lists its product as hypothetical. The transcript has 9 exons. The coding region runs from base 19 to 1455 and encodes 478 amino acids. Gene Ontology annotation, molecular function: NADH pyrophosphatase activity. Gene Ontology annotation, biological process: NADP+ catabolic process; NAD+ catabolic process. NCBI's taxonomy places the organism in Eukaryota, Fungi, Basidiomycota, Tremellomycetes, Tremellales, Cryptococcaceae. Gene Ontology annotation, cellular component: cytosol. The record is from RefSeq and is a predicted model, not a curated record.